CAGCGGGGUUCUAGCACUGAGCAGCAGACGCUCCAGACCCUCCCCUCCUAGGGCUGGCCUAGCCAGCUGCAAACAGCAGCAGCAGCAGCAGCUGCGGCGGCGGCGGCAGCGGCAGAACCUGCUGCAACAAAGUUACAAACUUGGAAGCCAGGCUCUUCGCAGUUAUGGAGAAACCCUCUUUAAAGGAGACUUCUUUUGCCACGAACAUGAACUCUUCCCACAAGCGAGAGACAGUGUGUGUGUUCGGAACAGGAGACUUUGGAAGAUCACUAGGCAAUAAGAUGUUCCAAUGUGGCUACUCUGUGGUCUUUGGAAGCCGAAACCCUGGGCUAUCUGGUCUGCGCCCCCAAGGAAUUGAAGUCUUGAGCUAUGCAGAAGCUGCGCAGAGGUCUGAUCUUAUAAUCAUAGCAAUCCACAGAGAACAUUAUAAUUUUCUUACAGAGUUAGCUGAGAAACUCCAAGGAAAAAUAUUGGUGGACAUCAGCAACAACCUUAAAAUUAAUCAAUAUCCUGAAUCCAAUGCAGAAUAUCUUGCUGAACUGGUUCCAGGAGCCAAAAUCGUGAAAGCAUUUAAUACCAUCUCAGCCUGGGCUCUCCAAUCAGGCACCCUGGAUGCAAGCAGGCAGGUAUUUGUCUGUGGAGAUGACAAGGAAUCUAAGCAGAGGGUGAUGGAUAUUGCCCGUACCCUUGGUUUUACUCCAAUGGAUCAAGGAUCUCUCAAAGCAGCCAGAGAGAUUGAAAACUACCCCCUGCAGCUCUUUCCAAUGUGGAAGUUCCCUCUCUACCUCUCUGCUGCCUUAUGUAUUUUCUAUUUUGUUUACUGUCUGUUAAGAGAAGUCAUCUACCCCUACGUUCAUGAAGGGAAAGACAACACAUUCUUCUUGGCCAUUUCUAUCCCAAAUCGGAUCUUCCCAGGGUUGGCUCUCAAUCUUCUUGCCCUGGUUUACCUCCCUGGGAUCAUUGCUGCCAUCCUGCAGUUGUACCGAGGCACCAAAUAUAGCCAUUUCCCAAACUGGCUUGACCACUGGAUGCUUUGCAGAAAACAACUCGGACUCAUAGCACUAGCCUUUGCCUUCCUCCACGUCAUGUACACCCUUGUGAUACCCAUCCGUUAUUACGUCAGAUGGAGGCUGAGCAGCCGAGUGAUUAAUCAGAUAAAAACCAAUAACACUGAUCCUUUUAACACGACUAAUGCCUGGCUCAGUGAUUGUUAUGUAGCCCUGGGCAUACUGGGAUUUUUUUUAUUUGUCCUUUUGGGAAUCACUUCCUUGCCGUCAGUCAGCAACACGGUCAACUGGAGAGAGUUUCGAUUUAUCCAGUCCAAACUCGGUUACCUGACACUGAUCUUGUGUACUACACACACACUUGUGUAUGGUGGGAAGAGAUUCCUCAGCCCUUCGAUUCUCAGAUGGCAUCUCCCUUCAGUCUAUGUGCUAAGUCUCAUCAUUCCCUGCACAGUGUUGGUCCUGAAGUUCAUCCUGGUAAUGCCAUGCUUCGACCAGCCACUUACACGGAUCCGGCAAGGCUGGGAAAGAAAAUCCAGAGUCUCUAAAAAGGCCCAGUUAGGAAAUGGCAACACUGAGGUGUGAAGUAGCUGACAACCAGUUCAUCAUGUCAUUGUCACCGGGACUUCCCACCAAUGGACUUGAGCGUCUACAGUAGAGUGUGCUUUUCUUCCCUAAACCUUCCUCAUCUUCCUCUCUCUCCAGAGUAUAAAGAGCAGGCAGGGAGGACUUUCUGCUAGGUAGGCCCCAAGAAACCACUAGUCAUUUGGAAGAAGAGAUCCACUCUUCCUUGACUUUACCUCUGAUGUCCAGGAUAUGCAAAAAGUUUGAUCUCUCCCUCCCUUUCUCUCUCUCUUCUCUUCCCUCCCUCUCUCUCUUCUCUUUCUUUUCCCUUUUCUCUCUCUCCUCUCUUUCUUUCCCCCUCCUCUCCCUCCUCCUCCACCUACCUCUUUACCUCAAAGAUUCCAUGAUUUCACUGGGCAAAUGGGGGAUUUCUCUAUUGAGCCACAUAGUGACCUCUACUCUCUCCAUCCCACCCACCCCCAAUACCUUGAUGGUCUUCAUAAGUUGCUAUAGGAAAAAAAAACAUCAAUAACCAGCGUCUGGCAUUGAUUAUCUCUAAUCUUGUCUGGGCUAGUUAGUCCUCAUACAAUCCUACUCAUUGUUCAUGACCAAGUCCCUACUAACUUGAUAGAACCUGCUGAAACUUAUGCCCUGCUGGCUUGGCUUUUUAGAACCUAAAAUGACUUCAGUGUUAGGGAACAUUGAAGAAAAGCCUUCUUGGAAGACAGAUUGCCUAGUGUAUAUGUUAUUUUAUAGGGAGAAACAAUCUACUGUGAUAGAAGGGGCUGGAAGUAGAAAAUCCCUACCAUCUUCCCUCCCCGCCCCCCAAAAAUAGAGACGAGGUGGAGCCAGAUAAACAACGUCAUAUUGUUUUAUCACAGAUCACAUUGGACUCAUUGCUUCAUCAUGUUUCAUUAUUUGUAUGUGUCCAAGUAUCACUCAGGGCUGACUACAUGUAAUAUUAUCUUAUUACACAAUCGGUGUAACUAGUGACGCUACUUCCUAUAACUCAAGAUUCAUCUUUUUGUAAACAAUGAAAUAGAAUAACAAAAUUAAAUACUGGUGGAUCUCGCUGGGGAUUGGCCGAAGGAAUGGUGUGUGUUUAAGCCUACAAAAGAGCAGAGAGGUGGGAGAUGAUAGAUGCCUUUAAGUUUUUGAAAAGCUAUAAUGUAGAAAAGGGAUUAUACAGAUAUAUUCUUGUCUCCGGAAAGCAGAG
Trichosurus vulpecula (common brushtail) is the source of this 2784-nucleotide messenger RNA. It is a transcript of the gene STEAP4, whose product is annotated as STEAP4 metalloreductase. Gene Ontology annotation, molecular function: ferric-chelate reductase (NADPH) activity; cupric reductase (NADH) activity. The record is from RefSeq and is a predicted model, not a curated record. Gene Ontology annotation, biological process: copper ion import. Lineage: Eukaryota; Metazoa; Chordata; Mammalia; Diprotodontia; Phalangeridae. The transcript is spliced from 5 exons. Gene Ontology annotation, cellular component: endosome; plasma membrane. The coding region runs from base 165 to 1589 and encodes 474 amino acids.